This is a messenger RNA of Helianthus annuus (common sunflower), 1146 nucleotides long. Its product is annotated as esterase CG5412. The coding region runs from base 180 to 1007 and encodes 275 amino acids. Lineage: Eukaryota; Viridiplantae; Streptophyta; Magnoliopsida; Asterales; Asteraceae. The record is from RefSeq and is a predicted model, not a curated record. The transcript has 8 exons.
UUUCAGUCCAGUUUGCUUAACCUUUAAUAUAUCAUCUUCUUCGUUUUUUGGGCAACUCAACCCCACCUCCUUCCUUUCUUGUUAGCUCAAUUUAUUUACUGGUGAAGAAAUUGGAGUAAAAAUAUCUUGGUCCAUAUCUCUACUUCUUUGGAGCUCUAAGGGUUCUAUCACGGUGGAUUAUGGAAAAUCGGAGAACGUGUUGUUUGCAGUUCUUUUGCUUGAUUUUGAUCGGCUUGUUCGCUUCAGAGAUAUACGCUUUUCCCAGCAUUGUGAGUGAUAUAAUCUAUGAGACCUUUGAUGAAUCGGUUCAGGAGAGUUGGAUUGUGUCUAUAACUGAAGACUAUUUAGCAAAAUCUAAAGAUAUCGUAGAAAUGGAUAGCAAAGGAAUUUUAAAGAAACCAAGAUUUUUAUGUCUUCAUGGACAUGGCUCAAAUGCUACAUUACUUAAAGACCAUUUUAAAAAUUGGCCAGAUUUUGUGCUUGAAAAAAUGGAUUUUGUAUUCAUCAAUGCUCCAUUCCCCGUAGAUGAUGGCCUUUUUGAAUGGUUCACCUCGAAUGAGGAUCAUACCAACUUCGAAAACUUUGAUGAGGGCAUAGCAUACAUAGAAGAUCGCAUGGUAGAGCUUGGACCAUUCGACGGUGUGCUUGGUUUUUCACAGGGAGCCGUCGUGGCAGGUGCAUUGCCCGGAAUGCAAGCACACGGUGCAUGUCUCACAAAAGUUGAGAAAAUCGAGCAUGUUAUUAUUAUAUCCGGAGCUAAACUUGGAGGGGCGAAAUUUCCAUUACCAAAGCUCGCUGAAACAGCGUUCUCUACUCCGAUAAACAUUCCAUCACUCCAUAUUUUUGGUGAGACUGACAUUGCAAGGGAAGAUGCACCAGAACUCGUGAAAGCAUAUGUUGAUCCUCUUGUAAUAUUCCACCUUGGUGGUCAUGAGGUGCCAAAAUUAGAUGAAGAUGGAUUGAAGAUCAUGUUUGAGUUCCUUAAGAAGAUUAAGGCAAUUGUUUGAUGAAGAGGUUCUUUUGUAUUGGAAUAUUUAUAUUUUAGUACAAAAUAAUGUUUUUCGUCACCAAAUUGUAAUAACGGCAUUAAAUAUGAACAAUAAAUGCAAUAUGUAAGAAUAAAGUUUUAAAUCGAGUUAUUAUAUA